Messenger RNA from Diachasma alloeum, 2403 nucleotides. It is a transcript of the gene Alg1, whose product is annotated as chitobiosyldiphosphodolichol beta-mannosyltransferase. NCBI's taxonomy places the organism in Eukaryota, Metazoa, Arthropoda, Insecta, Hymenoptera, Braconidae. Gene Ontology annotation, molecular function: mannosyltransferase activity. The transcript has 6 exons. The record is from RefSeq and is a predicted model, not a curated record. Bases 29 to 1402 code for a protein of 457 amino acids. Gene Ontology annotation, cellular component: endoplasmic reticulum.
UCGGUUUUGUUUAUCACCGGAUUCUGAUAUGGGACUCGGAUUGUAUUUUAUUUUACUCACUCCGUUGUUUUUGGGACUUGUGGGGAUAUUAUGGUUGAGGCAGAAGGAGAAGAGGAAGAGUGUUUGCAUUAUUGUCUUGGGGGAUGUGGGGAGAAGUCCCAGGAUCCAGUACCAUGGGAUUUCAUUCCUAAAGGAGGGAUUCGAUGUUGAGAUCGUUGGUUAUGCCGGAUCGACACCACUGGAGGAUCUUCAGAGGCAUGAGAAUGUGAGGAUGAGGUACCUGAAGCCAGUGCCAGCUUGGAAUGAUCGUUUACCCAAAUUAUUGUCAUACGUAUUCAAAACAAUCUGGCAGAGUGCAACACUCAUCUUCGAACUCCUCAAGAACAUCCGCUCGAGGUACCUGAUGAUUCAGAAUCCCCCAGCAAUCCCGACAAUUCCAAUCUGCUGGCUAUUUUGUCGAUUGAGCGCCACUUGUUUCGUGAUCGAUUGGCAUAAUUACGCUUACACAAUAAUGGCGUUGUCAAUUGGGCGGGAGAAUUUCCUCGUCAAGACUACGAUGUUCAUUGAGGGAUACUUUGGUGCUAGGGCUGAUCAGAAUUUCUGUGUUACGAAGGCUAUGAAGGAAGAUCUCGAUCAGAAGUGGAACAUAAAAGCUACGGUUCUGUACGAUCGACCGCCUCAGGAGUUCAAGCCCAUUGAAUUACCAGAGAAGCAUAAUUUACUGGUUAAACUGAGUGAAAAAUAUGAGGAGUUUAGGGGGAAAGAGGAAGGAAGUACUGUUUUAACUGAGGUGAUGCCCUAUGGGGAAAUUAAAUUGAGGAGAAAGAGACCAGCAUUCAUUGUUUCUAGCACCAGUUGGACUGAGGAUGAGGAUUUUUCAAUCUUGUUUCAAGCUCUAGCAGAGUAUGAGAUUGCCUGCUGUUCUGAGAAUUCAAAUUUACCAGAUUUGAUCUGUGUUAUCACUGGUAAAGGCCCUCUGAAGGAUUUCUGGAAUGCAAUAAUUGAGUUGAGAAAGUGGAAGCACGUGAAAAUCGUCACUCCCUGGUUGGAGAAUGAGGACUACCCCAAGUUAUUAGCCAGUGCUGAUCUAGGGGUAUGUCUCCACACAUCCUCCAGUGGCCUCGAUUUACCAAUGAAGGUCGUGGAUAUGUUCGGUUGUGGCCUGCCAGUAUGUGCUUACAAUUACCAAUGCUUGAGUGAACUCGUUAAACACGAGGAGAACAGUCUCGUCUUUACUGAUUACAAAGAUCUCUCUCAACAACUGAUCUACUGGUUCACGAAAUUCCCCAACAACAUCGAACAACUCGAGAGAGAAUCCAAAUUCCGUAACGAACUGAAAGCAUUCCAGCAGAUGAGAUGGCACGGUAAUUGGUCGACGGUAGUUUUCCCAUGCUUCAACUAAUUCAGUCCCCCAAACUCAUGUUUUAUAUAAUUUCAAUGGUUUUUUUUGCAAUGUAAAUACCCGACAUUUUUUUCAGUUUUAAGUGUUCUUUCACAUUUGUGAUUUGUUUUUGGUAUUGACGAGAGAGAUUAAUAAUCAAUCUUCAAAGUUUAUUUUUGUAUUAUUUAAGUACUGAAGCGAGUAAACGUAAUAAUUCAAAUUGAACAAUUUCUUGGAAUCGGGAUUUUAUUUCGAGAACAAACGAUUUUGGGGGAAAUUGCCACGAGACUUUUUUUUUGCUGAAUUUCCGCAAUACAUUUCUUUGACAUUCUCUCCUGAAGUUUACUAUUUUCGAAAUAAUUUCAUGUUCAAUAAGAUCGGUAAAAUCUAGUUUUCAUCACUUCACUACUGAUUCCAUGUUUUGCUUGCACUCGUCACGUCUUAAAUAAGUUUUUCAUCUGAAAAGAAUUGAUGAAAUGCUCCUCGUGGAAUAAAAAUUAAGACUCGACAUGUUUUCUUUUUUUUUAAAUUGAUUUUAAGCAUUUCGUGCUUAAAAUAAACAUUCCCCAAACUCAUAUUUUAUAUAAUUUCAUUGUUUUUUUUUUUUCAAUAUGAACACCCGAAAUUUUUUUCAUUUCUAAGUGUUUGUUUACAAUCGUCAUUUAUGUUUCUGGUAUUUUUUUUUGUAUUAUUGCAGUGAUGACGCGAUAAAAUCUCACAAUUCCAAUUGGAAAUUUCUCAGAAUUGUGAUUUUAUCUCGAGAACAAAUGAUUUUAGGAGAAAAUGUUCGGAAAUUUCUUUCGUUGAAUGAAUUUCCUCAAUAAAUUCCCUUGACAUUCUCCCCCAAAGUCUGUCGUUUUCGAAAUAGUUUCAUGUUCAAUAAGAUGGGUAAAAUCCCCCUUUUCAUCACUUCACUACUGAUUUCACAUUUUUCUCGCUCUCGUCAAGUCUUAAAUAAGUUUCUCACCCCAAAAGAAUUGAUAAAAUUCUCCCCGCGGAAUAAAAAUUAAGACUCAACCUAA